Molecule: messenger RNA, 744 nt
Organism: Prosopis cineraria
Lineage: Eukaryota; Viridiplantae; Streptophyta; Magnoliopsida; Fabales; Fabaceae
Exons: 1
Coding region: 1-744 (247 amino acids)
Cellular component (GO): plasma membrane
Molecular function (GO): protein phosphatase regulator activity; protein phosphatase 1 binding
Source: RefSeq, a predicted model, not a curated record
AUGUUAAAGGAGGCUGCCAAUGAAGAACGAAUGGCAAGAUCUCGUGAUGAUAAUAAGUGCUGUAAAAAUUUCUUGAAGUAUAUUGGAAUUUGCUUCAUAAGGAUUGUGAAAGGGAUCGAUAAUUGGCUCAAACAUAAAGGUGACUGGUUAGAAGUGAUGAGAGGGAAUCUGAGUCUGGUAUCUACUGUUAUAGCAACUAUAACUUUUCAAGCCAUAGUCAAUCCACCUGGAGGCUUCAUUCAAGGUUCUCUUAACCCUGAUGUAACAACGACACCAGAUUACUUAUUCAACUGCACCGAAGUUCUUGACCGUGGGGUUACUUAUUGUCCCGGACAUGCAAUGGCAUCCUUUGCUUCCGAAUCUCAGUUUCUGUGGUACAUAGAUUGCAAUACGGUCUCUUUCAUUUCAUCAGUGUGUGUCACUAUUUUGCUUGUAAGUGGAUUUCCUUUGAAAAAUAAAGUUGUGAUAUGGCUGCUAUCAAUAGGCAUGUGUAUCACUCUCACGUCCCUUGCACUUGCCUACUUCUUUGCCCUCACAAUGGCGCUCCCAGACGAAAUUCUCUAUAAGGAAUCAACUUUGUUAACGAUUAUAGCAUCAGCUUUGGCCUUGAUGGGAUCGCUUGUGCUUAUUACAGUGUUAAUCAUGUUGCGCUUUUUCAUUUGGAUAGUGAAGAAAUGUGUUAGGACAAUUAACAAGAUUUCAAAAUGGGCAAGGAGCGAAAGCAAAUCUUGUUGCUUUGUAUGA